Vanrija pseudolonga is the source of this 1560-nucleotide messenger RNA. RefSeq names its product CRAL-TRIO domain-containing protein. Lineage: Eukaryota; Fungi; Basidiomycota; Tremellomycetes; Trichosporonales; Trichosporonaceae. The record is from RefSeq and is a predicted model, not a curated record. The coding region runs from base 225 to 1388 and encodes 387 amino acids. Gene Ontology annotation, molecular function: phosphatidylinositol transfer activity. The transcript is spliced from 4 exons.
CUCCACUGAUCGUACGGCCCACUUCCGCCUUGUUGCCUUGGCUUGGCCUUUUCGCAGCAACUGCGUGCCCCCCCAACGAUCACACCUGCCUUUGUGCAUUCCGACACUCUCAUAACUGCUCCUUAUCUCACGUUCACGCGUCUAUAGACUGCUAGACACGUAGAAUCCGCAGCUCUUUCACAGUUGCCCGCGCAUCUCAUCACCACCCAGCCACCAACUCCACCAUGGCAUCAUUUUUCCGUCGCGCCGCGCCGGCGGCUUCGGCUUCGUCGCCCGCCAAGGAGACACCCGCGUCCACGACCGAGAUCUACACUGUCCCACCAGAGGGCGUCAAGGCCGUCAAGAAGUGGGACUACAACGAGGAGCAGCUUGCCCAGAUUGAGGAGCUCAAGGAGUACACUGCGACGAUUGCGCUGCCCGAAAGUGACGACUACUACCCGUGGGAGCAGCGCUUCCUUGCCGACAUUGGCACGCACGCGCGCUACAUGAGAGCCGCCAAGUGGAAGCUCGAUGAUGCCAAGAAGCGCAUCAAGGCGACGAUGGAGUGGCGCCGCGAGUUCCGCCCAGAGACGAUUGAACCUGGAGACGUCGCCAUUGAGGCUGAAACUGGCAAGAUCAUCAUCACCGGCUUCGACAAGGACGCCCGCCCGAUCAUCUACAUGCGCCCUUCGCGCGAGAACACGGACACGUCUCCUCGCCAGAUCCGCCACCUGAUCUACGUACUGGAGCGCGCGAUCGACAUCAUGCCCGAGAACCAGGAGCAGGUGGCCAUUGUGGUCGACUACAAGUCUGCCACGUCGUCCAAGACGCCCUCGAUCAGCACGGGUCUCAAGGUGCUCAACAUCCUGCAGCACCACUAUGUCGAGCGCCUGGGCCGCGGCCUCGUCAUCAACAUGCCGUGGUGGAUCAACGCCUUCUUCAGCGGUAUCCAGCCCUUCAUGGACCCGAUCACGCGCGACAAGAUCCGCUUCAACCCGACGCUUACCGAGCUCAUCGACCCGCAGCAGCUCGACCUCGAGUACGGCGGCGAGUACAACCUCGAGUUCAACAAGGACGUGUACUGGAAGACGAUCACCGAGUUCUGCCGCAUCACGCCCGAGGGCGGCCGUGUCGACCCCGACGGCGGCAACAAGUGGUACCCUCCCUCGGGCAACGGCAUCAAGUAUGCCGUUGACAACUUCAAGCCCGCGGCCGAGGCCGAUGCGCCCCGCUCGCCUACGGCCACGACGAUCGCCAGCGCGCCCAGCGUCGACCAGCUCGCCACGCCCGCCGAGGACGCCACGGGGCUCGCAGAGAACCUCUCCAAGGCGACCAUCUCGGAGAAGAAGGCGGGCGAGGAGAGCGAGGAGACGACCCCGACGCCGGUCACCCCCGCUGUUGCUGCGUAACCAUACCCCAGCCUAGACCCCUACAGCUGCCUCGCUAGCUAGCUACCACUCGCAUUUUGUUCACCGUUCACCGGCUGAUUGAUACCCCAUCACGCCGCAUAUUACCUAGAGGAUUUUUAUUACCGUUGAUCCGGCGACGCCGGACUGUACUCGUAUGCACUUCUUAUAACGC